Molecule: messenger RNA, 2322 nt
Organism: Blastomyces dermatitidis ER-3
Lineage: Eukaryota; Fungi; Ascomycota; Eurotiomycetes; Onygenales; Ajellomycetaceae
Product: protein DML1
Exons: 5
Coding region: 251-1774 (507 amino acids)
Biological process (GO): mitochondrion distribution
Cellular component (GO): cytoplasm
Source: RefSeq, a predicted model, not a curated record
AUUGCAACGAAGCUCGCGCGAUACAUGCCCUCCUCCUUUCUUCAAUAUUCCGUAACGCUGAAACCUGACUGCUGGCUCCUGUGAGAUGACUCUAUUACUGUGUUACUAACUGUGGCGAAUUAUUCAAACCUGGAAAAUUAUGGAACACGACAAGUCCACCCCCGCACAGACUGAUAUCAAGAAACAGAGCAUUGCCCCGAAAAUUUAAACUUAGUAUAUUAAAGAUUGGCGGUUUAUUUGCGUAGUAGCAAUGCAUGAGAUUAUAACGCUACAGCUUGGUCAGAGGAGUAAUUACCUCGCGACCCAUUUUUGGAACUUCCAGGAAUCGUACUUUACAUACUCCGCGGAUGAGGAAUCCCCUGUUGAUCAUGACGUUCAUUUCCGUCCGGGGAUUGGUGCAGAUGGGGCUGAAACCUUCACCCCUCGAACUGUAAUCUAUGAUCUGAAAGGCGGCUUUGGCACGCUGCAGAAAUAUAAUGCUCUUUAUGGCUUGGAAGAAGAUGCUGGAUUGCCUAGGGGCUUAUGGGAUGGCAAUAAGGUCGUGCAUCGCCAGCCCGCCAUUCCACAGACUGAGUACCAGAAAAAUUUAGAUGUUGGACUCCCGCUACCUCAACUUAGAGCUGAGUCAGUACGGUACUGGUCAGAUUUUAAUAAAGUGUACUAUCAUCCCAAGUCUAUUGUUCAGUUAAAUGAAUAUGAGCUCAAUUCUCAGCUGAUGCCCUUUGAGAACUGGGAAAUUGGUGAAGAUCUGUUCCGAUCUCUAGAUCGCGAGCACGAUAUUCUCGACAGGGACUUUCGGGCUUUCGCAGAGGAAUGUGAUCAGAUGCAAGGUAUCCAGAUCUUCUCCGGAACUGAUGAUGCUUGGGGAGGCUUUGCCGCCAGAUAUGUGGACAGAUUGAGAGAUGAGUUUGGAAAGAAAAGUAUAUGGUUCUGGGGACUAGAAGACGGGUCAAGGGUUCAACGUCAAAAGCAAACCGUAUCCAACGCCAACUCGGCAAAGUCUGUCAAUGAAAUAUCUCCGCAAACAUCAGCCUAUAUCCCCAUUUUGGACCCCCCUCAAAACAUACCAGAAUAUGUGCACUCUGACCUGCGAUCAGAGUGGUAUUCCUCCGCCCUCGUUUCCACCGCUGUAGAGAGUGUUGGUUUACCUACACGCCUCCGAUCUCACCGGGGGGCUAGUUUCUGGCUGCCAGCGCAAGAGCGUCCGCAAAAGAUUUUCAGUCUCCAAGCCGCCAUUCUCUCAGAACAUCAACCAGAGUCCGACAAAACCCCUGACCAAGAUCGUAAAACAUUAAUAGCGGAAGAUGAGGUCGAUGAAGACGAAAUCCUUCUUAAAGGAUUCGAUCUUGAUUUCUCUUGGUCUAGUUCCGCGCGUGCUAAAAAGCUGCACGUUUUUGGCCAAGUUCAAAUCAGUCGUGGAUUCGAUGCGCAAACAAAUCUUGCGUCAAAACCCCCAAGCCAGCCAAGUGUUAUCCAUUCGUUAAGAUUGCCAGGAGCUCUACAGACAUACCACACUCGCCUUACCCUCCCGCUCCUUGACAGUUUCCCCGGUGAUCUAUUUACAGGCAGAGGCGCUGCAAGCUCCGGGCUGAGCAUCCGUGCGUCCCUCUCUACGACAACCGAAAUUGGGGACAAAGUGAAGGAUUUACAGAAGGUCGCGUCCAGGUUAAUAGGGAUCGAUGAACGAGAAGCGUUGAUCAAUGGGCUAGGAGAGAUUUCCGAGGCUUAUCAGGGACGAUGGGAAAGCGAUUCUGAUUCCGGAGAUGAUUACUGAACUGUUCUACUUUUAUGCUUUGGCCACUUGGAAAAUUGUUUCGUGCUCUUGCACAUGGCUAGUUACUGCGGUUGUAUAAUUAAGUCGAUUCCGGCAAUCUAUGACCUGCUUUUUGUCGCUAAGGUACUGGAACAAUGCAUUCCCCUGCCUAGGGGGGCCAGGUGGACAUGGAUAGAAAACAACACUUAGCCAUCCAAACCCAGGAUCUACUAUUACUACAUAUACUGUACCGUACCUCAUGCUCAACGUUGGGUUUGAUGCAGAUAAAUAUUGUUUAGGGUGCAGCGGCAAAAGAAGCACAUAGGGGACGACAUAGUUUGCAGGGUUUCGAUAAGCUCUAAAGUAAUUCAUACGUUGGAGCUAGGUCGUAGGUCUUUCUGGCCACCGAUUUUAACUACAUACUCGCUGGUCUGCCAUUUGCAUUCUGGCCCUUAAUCAGCCGCCCUUUGCCUCCCUUUGUUCUGCCAUACUCUGUAUAUGUAGUUAGUGGUGCAUAUAACUUAAUAAUUCAAUCUCCAAACCAAGUUAAUAUGUAAAACAUGUCCGAU